GAUGCUGCUGCCGGAGCUGCUGCUACUCGGCUUGGCCGUCUCCCUGGCGGACAGCUACGACCGCACUGUCAACUACUGGGAGGCCUUUGCGCCGGGCAAGCUGCUCCAGCGUCUGGAUGCCCUAACCGCCACGGAUGUGGUGGAUCACUCGAAGGCAGUCAAGCUGCCGGAGAUGAUGCAGCCCGUGGUCCAGGCGCAGGCGCAAGCCAAGGCGGACGAGGAUGUGGAUGUGGAGCCGUCGAACGAUGAUGGGGAUGUGGAGCCGUCGAACGAUGAUGUGGAUGUGGAGCCGUCGAACGAUGAUGUGGAUGUGGAGCCGUCGGACGAUGAUGUGGAUGUGGAGCCGUCGGACGAUUAUGUGGAUGUGGAGCCGUCGGACGACGAUGUGGACAACCUGAGUGCGGAGACCAGUCACGAGGGGUAUUCCGGCGAGGACUACGAGCGCAACUACGAGCAGUUCGUCCAGGAGUACUUCGACAGGGCUGCCGACAAGGACAACCACGACAACGACGAUAAUGAUGAUGAGCUGGAGGAGGAAACCCAGGCGGAGGCCAGCAAUGUCAAGGAUCAGCGCUGCAGGCGGGUCAGGCGCAAGGAUGGCCAGCUGUGCGAGAUCUGUCGGCAAUUGAAAAACAACGCGGUUUCGGAGACAUGCAGCUAUUCCCAUGAUGACCAGCCGGAGCAGUAUGCCUUUGGCAGUGGCACCCAGUACAAGCGAUACCGCCACGAUCCAGCAGAGGAAAAGGAAAAGGGCAAGGGCAAGGGCACGGAGGAGCAGGUGGCGCCCAGCAGCCUGUGCGUGCGACGUCAGCAGGACAAUAGCGUGUGCUACGCUUGCAAGGACAGCAAGGGUCAGAAGAUCGAGCGCUGCUACGAUGUGGAGGCCAGGAAGGCCAAGACCAGAAAGAAAAAGGCCUCCUCCUCCUCCUCAUCAUCAUCCUCAUCCUCGCCUUCCAAAAAACGAAAGCCGCGCUCCCAGCAAUCCCAGCAGUCGGAGCAGGAGCAGCGCAUCUACAAGCGCACCAUUAGCUACAGCUAUGCCCAGGGCACGGAUCGGGAUCAGGAUCAGGAUCGGCAGGGGGAUCAGCAGGAGGAGCAGCCUCCGGAUGGGACAACACACCUCCCGCCAGUGCCACGUCAACGUCGCCGGCGGCUGGUGAAGAUUACGCGCCGACGCGGCCCUGUUCCCGUCCAAUGAUCUUCGUUUUGUUUUGUUUUUCUAUCGCCCAAACUCAUUGUAUUCCCCACUCGCUAGCUUAAACUAAUUAUUACACACAUUUUUUUGUUACAAUAAAACAUUUUAUAAGAUCA
Drosophila gunungcola (fruit fly) is the source of this 1311-nucleotide messenger RNA. RefSeq lists its product as uncharacterized. NCBI's taxonomy places the organism in Eukaryota, Metazoa, Arthropoda, Insecta, Diptera, Drosophilidae. The record is from RefSeq and is a predicted model, not a curated record. The transcript has a single exon. Bases 2 to 1198 code for a protein of 398 amino acids.